CAACGACAGUCGGAAGGCUGUAUUCACCGGCCCAGUCGCGGAGUCGGCGGCCUUCCGAGUGGCGGGUCGAGCGUCGCUGCAGCCCGCCUCGUCUGGGUUCCCACCAGCAGCUGGAGAAAAAUGGCCUUGCCUCUCGCGCCAUCGAUCCUUUGCCUCUCGCUGAGUGCGCUCGCUGUCUUUGGCGCCUGGCUUGAGCCCCCGUGCCGGUUCUCCAUGCCGGUCCCAACUCGCUACACCGGCAUCUGGUCGUUCCUUACGUUCCAGACCAACGUGAUCAGCGCGGGCUACUUCGGGAUCUGCGUCGUCUCCGCGCUGGUGCCCGACACCUUGUUGGACCCGUGCGUCGUGACAGGCUUCCCGCUUGCCUUCGCACUGGACCUGCUCCUGACGCCACUCUACUAUGGGCUGGACCACUUCAACGCCGAGAACGUCAAGGUCCGCCGCAAGUGGAUCCAGGGUGUCGAGAUCGACGGGACGCGGAUGGUCUACCCGUACGUCGAGGUGGCCGCACAUCUGCAGCAUGCGCCUGGCGCUGUGGUUGCCCUCGUGGCCGCCCUUUGCAUUCAGGCGUCGCCGUCUCGCGUCGCCUGCACGGUUGGCCCGUGCUCGUACCUCGCCUUCUACCUCACGCAGACGAUUGCCUGUCGGGUGGCGACAGGCGCGUGGGUAUACCCGGUGCUUGAAGACGUCCAGCGGGCCGCAGGACUCGUCGGCGUCGGUGCCUUCAUCCUCGUUGUGUGUGCCGUCGGCGCCGUGCUUGCAUGGGUUGGGAAGGCCCUUGUGGACGCGCGCUUGGCAUUGUAGCCCCCGCUCGUGACGGUCGUGUGGCGUCAGUGUGGCGCUGGUGUCAGAGGCGCUCUCGGCACUCGGGCCAGGACGGGGGCCAAGAUGGCAGGGGUACGGGGGCCCCCUGCCCCUAGCGGGUAGCGCGUCGCGAGGCGCGUGUCGUGUACGAGCCCGGUUUUAUAUUCUACGUAGUUU
Messenger RNA from Emiliania huxleyi CCMP1516, 981 nucleotides. RefSeq lists its product as hypothetical. Gene Ontology annotation, cellular component: membrane; endomembrane system. The record is from RefSeq and is a predicted model, not a curated record. The transcript has a single exon. NCBI's taxonomy places the organism in Eukaryota, Haptophyta, Isochrysidales, Noelaerhabdaceae. The coding region runs from base 121 to 804 and encodes 227 amino acids.